Messenger RNA from Archocentrus centrarchus (flier cichlid), 732 nucleotides. RefSeq names its product apoptosis facilitator Bcl-2-like protein 14. Gene Ontology annotation, biological process: regulation of extrinsic apoptotic signaling pathway. The transcript has 6 exons. The record is from RefSeq and is a predicted model, not a curated record. Bases 104 to 661 code for a protein of 185 amino acids. NCBI's taxonomy places the organism in Eukaryota, Metazoa, Chordata, Actinopteri, Cichliformes, Cichlidae.
GCUGCUUCACCCGGUUCACCUCCGAUCUGAUCCCUGCAGGCACUUUGAGCGGACGCUGAACCUUCACUCCUCAGCCUCCGCUUGUCUCCUGCAGACGCAGAAAAUGGCGAGCAGAGGAGCCAAAGAUGAUGCAGGAAGCAGUGAGGUGUUCCAGCUGCUGAAAAAGUACUGCAACAAGAGGUCAAAGCAGGUGGUAUCUGAGCAGUUCAUGCUCUGCUCCGUGAAACGUGUUUCUUCAGCUGAGCCUUCCACCUAUGAUGUCGUGCAUAACAGGAUGUUCCGUUGCUCAGAAAUGAGCGCUCAAGCAAACAUGGAUGACAUCGUUCAGAGACUGGUGGAGCUGAUCAAAGCGCAGGGAGACUACAUCGACAAGAAGAUCAAAGACAGCAUAGACCUCCAGGACCUGAACUACAACAUGUUUAAGAAGCUGACCUCCAGCGUGCAGAACCUGGUUAUCCAGACAGACCAGGCAGAAGCCUCGGAGGUUCAGAUUCAGAGGCAGAAGAUCGCUUUGGCCUUCGAGGUGACCAGCAGGCUGUCAUCCUUAAAUAUUGUCCACCAAAGGAGGUUGCUGAGCUUUGGAGCACAAUACAUCGAGGAGAGCCACUCUGCCUGGGUCGAGCAGCACGGGGGCUGGGCUGAAGCUUUCAGCGUUGACUGAGCUGCACGGACCUCCACAGAAUCUCCAGGUGGAGGUCACCAUGCUGUGAAUUCCUAAAUAUUUGAGCCAAC